Fraxinus pennsylvanica is the source of this 762-nucleotide messenger RNA. The record is from the annotation of a GenBank genome assembly. Lineage: Eukaryota; Viridiplantae; Streptophyta; Magnoliopsida; Lamiales; Oleaceae.
AUGGAUGGUGAUCUUGGAAAUGGAAAUUCUAUGCGCAGGCCUAAUUUUCCAUUGCAAUUGCUUGAGAAAAGAGAAGAAGAAGAAGCAUGUUCAAGCUCAAAGAGGACCGUGUCCGGUUCGGAACCACCCAAAAAGCCGCCGCCGAAAAGAACCACCACCAAGGAUAGGCAUACCAAAGUAGAGGGCCGUGGACGGCGGAUCCGUAUGCCGGCAACAUGUGCUGCUAGGGUUUUUCAGCUUACGAGAGAAUUAGGCCUUAAAUCUGAUGGUGAAACAAUUGAAUGGCUGCUUCAACAGGCUGAGCCGGCGGUGAUUGCAUCCACCGGUACUGGAACCAUCCCGGCGAAUUUUACUUCAUUGAAUAUAUCAGCUAGGAGUUCAGGCUCAACCAUGUCGGCGCCGUUAAGGAAUAUUUACAAUCAAAAUUACGCGGCUAGCUCUCAUUUGAGGUGUAUUGAAGAAUCACAAAGGAGAUUUUUGUUCCCUGAGAUUGGAUUAUCGUUCAAGAAUGAGACGACGGCUGGGGGGGAGACGAGCCUGAGAAAAAGACGGCAACCGGAGGAAGAUCUGCCACCGCCACUUCAAACACAAAUGGGGAGUCAUAAUUAUAUGUUACAAUCAAGCACAAGUUCAAUUCCGGCAAGUCAAGGCCAAAAUAUUCCGGCGACGGCAUUUCGUAUGGUAACAAAUGCUAAUAGCCAGGUCAACAACUUGGCGGCGCUACUGGUGGUGGUGGUGGUGCGGUUUUGGAUGGCCAUAUGA